Penicillium psychrosexuale is the source of this 567-nucleotide messenger RNA. RefSeq lists its product as uncharacterized. NCBI's taxonomy places the organism in Eukaryota, Fungi, Ascomycota, Eurotiomycetes, Eurotiales, Aspergillaceae. The coding region runs from base 1 to 567 and encodes 188 amino acids. The record is from RefSeq and is a predicted model, not a curated record. The transcript is spliced from 2 exons.
AUGCCGUCGCAAUGUGUUGAUGGACAUCGCAAACCGCCUAAAUACCUCAAUGGAGGUACGAAGAAAGCAUCCAAGGCUAGCUCGUGUCGCGGUGUUACUUCCCUGCAGCAAACCCAGCAUCAACAAGAGAAUAUUUCGAAUACUACAAUUUAUGACAACGAGAUAACUAGACAACAAGUCAACGAUGAGAGACAUAUCCCAGACAACAGAAGCGACCCAUUUGAAGAAGUCUUUGAUGAAGUCAUUGACUCAACCUUUUUCGACGAACAAUCGAGUUUCAAAUUCGGAAAUCAGGCUUGUGGCGGAACUAUCUUUAAAGGAAAUGACAAUUUCAUGCCCUUCUUCUCAGAUGCGGAAUAUUCGACGUCGUCAGAGAGGUCAUCCAGCGUAUCCGAAGAUAGUGAAGUGGGGACGCCAUACCUCGCUCUGGAUGACAGCUUCGGAACCAGCUUGGCAAAGAUACAUAUGUAUGCAAAAGAGGAGCCAUAUUCCGGAUUUGCUAUCAGCAGUGGCUGGUCAAGCACAUUCUUUCCCCACGGGAUCGAAGAAGAACCCCAUGGUUGCUGA